Molecule: messenger RNA, 1194 nt
Organism: Caenorhabditis elegans
Lineage: Eukaryota; Metazoa; Nematoda; Chromadorea; Rhabditida; Rhabditidae
Gene: irld-28
Product: Receptor L-domain domain-containing protein
Exons: 6
Coding region: 1-1194 (397 amino acids)
Source: RefSeq, marked reviewed
AUGCUCAAAACAAUUUUCACUUUCCAUCUUCUAAUUGCCAUUUCCAAUUGUGACACUACUGGGCCAUUCGACACAGAAGAGGACGCUGAAAUAUUUUUGAAUGAGAGAUGUGGCCCACCUUGCAUUUUCUCCUACUACCCGCUCAAUCUAGAGACAUUCACAUGGUUCCCAAAGAACUGCACUACAGUUUGCGCUGAUAUUGCAAUCAAUAGUCGUUGUGAUCUCUCAGAAGAUCAGUUGGUAGCUACAUUUCAAAAUAUGAAGCAUCUUAUUGGAAGUCUACUUGUCCAGCAGACAGACUUCACAAGCGGAAAGUUUUUAGCUGGUUUGGAAACGAUAGAGUGUGGCGGAGAAAAUAGAGUUCGAAGAAACACAGACUAUAUAUCAGUGUCGCAGUUCAGAUGGAUUUAUAAUGACGAAAUGCUCGAAUUAGGACUCACCAACUUGACAACAAUUGGAUGUCGCAAUUUUGAAAUUUCUAGUGGAAGUUUAACUAAUUUGAAUGUCCCAAAUUUAAAGAACAUUAGCUAUUCAUUGCCAACUGAAGGUAAAAUUUCUGUUACUCUAAGAAUUCAAAAUGAUGAUUUCUGUUUGACAAGCGGCGAGUUGCUAUCAAUUAUUGAAACCAGUGUUUUGGAAUUUCAAGAACCCAAAGGAAAAUACUGUGAACCCGCAAGUGCUGUGGAAAACGGAAAAGUCUGUAAUUCCACGUCACUAACUGAUGGAUGUACUCAAAUAUUUGGAAGCUUGGUAAUCGGACCUGACAAUAAACAAUUCGUGAGCCACCUCAAGAAAGUGGAAGUGAUAUUUGGAGGGCUUGUUGUUAAUAACACUAAUUUGACAAACAUCGAUUUUCUGGAAAGUCUCAAGUAUAUUUAUCAUCUUGAUAAAAAAGCCCCUGCCAUUCAAAUCGAGAAUAACCCCAACUUGUCCAACUUCUCAUUUCCCAGCUUGGUUGUUGCCCAGACUUUGCAGCAAGUGGUGGCAAAUACCAAAAUUAUAUUCAGUAAUAACAAUAAUAUACUCUCGUCGGACUCUUCGUAUUGUUUCCGUCUCAAAAACAUGCUCAACCUUACAGAGCGGGAACGUAUAUAUUUUGAUGGAAAACAGUGUGAAAACCUUCCAACCAAAUCCACAAAGUCAUUGGCUUUUGAAUCGUUUAUUUUUGCGAUUUUAAUCAUAAAAUUAUUGUAG